CAACAAAUGAAACUAAAUCACAAAGAGGAUGAUCCUAAUGUUCCCUCACAUAAACGACGAGAUGAUUGUCUGGAGAAAAAGGAAAUGGCUGCUGAACAGGAAACAGGGAAAGGCUUUUCUCUAGAAUCCCCCAGAUGGUUUGCUGAAAAACCAAAUGCUGUCACUAGCAUGGAAGACGACAAUGUGUGCUUAUCCACUGAUGAUGAACACAGCACUGAGAGCAGUGUCCAUUCAGUUCGUUCCCAAAUGUCUCCUUCUACAUCCUUGGACCUCGAUGCGAGGAGCUCCCUGAGGUCUUCCUCCGAGGGUCUAUCGGCAGACAUGCCGAUCCUCACAUCCUCUCACACGCAAUCGUCAUCGUCGUGCUCCACCAUCAUGGUAACUGAGGAGCAGCUGAUGUUAGAACUGAUGAAGACUGAGACCUCCCGAAGCAAUGAGGAGAAGACCCGUCGUCAGGCUGAGCGAGCUGAGAUACGAAGGCAGGAGAUGGAGAGGAGAACGAGGGAGCAAGAGGAGGUCGAAAGGAUGGAGCACCAGGAGAGAAAGCGGACAAAGGAUAACAUAAGGCAUGAGCUGGAGGAGGAACGGAGAAGGAGAGCUGAACAUCUCAGACUGAGGAAGCUCGCAGAGGAAGAGGUGAGGAGGAAACGCGAGCAGGAGGAGCAGGAGCGAGCCAGACGGGAGCAAGCGGAACGAGAGAGAGCAAGGAGGCGACAAGGGGAGAGGAGGCGACGGAUGGAACAACUGCAGAAGAUGAGGGAGGAAGAGGCGAGGAAGAGGAAUGCGGAAGUGGAACAUCUACAUUUGGAGGAACAGAGGAGGCAGGAGGAGGGGUGCAAGACCUUGCAGGAUAUGGACAAGAGAGAGACAGAUGAGUACCUCACUCUCCAGGAGCUGGAGAAGGAGGACAGGAGGACCAAAGAGGAAGCGCACCAAAUGGGGGAAGAAGAACAAGCUUUGAGGGCCGAAGAGUCCAGCGUGCAGGCGGACCUACUCUCCACGCAGAUGAUGCUGUUGCAGCAGCAGACGGCCUUCACAAGGGGUCUGCUGCUGGAGGUCGAAGGGAUGGGAAGAACCCAGGGCAUCUCCAGGCCGUGGGUCUAUUCCUAUUUCACUUUGUUACGGCUGCAGGACCUGAAUUCCACAAAAACUUAAGAGACCGCGCACUGUUAAAACUGGUGUGUCAAAAUUAAAACAAAUUGCAAAACACUG
Hippocampus comes (tiger tail seahorse) is the source of this 1212-nucleotide messenger RNA. RefSeq lists its product as uncharacterized. The transcript is spliced from 6 exons. Bases 7 to 1155 code for a protein of 382 amino acids. The record is from RefSeq and is a predicted model, not a curated record. Lineage: Eukaryota; Metazoa; Chordata; Actinopteri; Syngnathiformes; Syngnathidae.